Carassius carassius (crucian carp) is the source of this 1391-nucleotide messenger RNA. RefSeq names its product NACHT, LRR and PYD domains-containing protein 1 homolog. Bases 364 to 1377 code for a protein of 337 amino acids. The transcript has a single exon. The record is from RefSeq and is a predicted model, not a curated record. NCBI's taxonomy places the organism in Eukaryota, Metazoa, Chordata, Actinopteri, Cypriniformes, Cyprinidae. Gene Ontology annotation, biological process: regulation of apoptotic process.
CUUUCAGCUGUAGUUGCUGCUGUUGUUUUAAGAAGAGUUUGAAAUGUUUACUUCCUUUCAUGACUGAUGCUCAGACUCUUAUUCUUUCAGUUUGUUCUUUAUAAAGUCAAUUGCCAGCUGGCAAGUUUUAUUUAUUUGUUCAUUAAUUCCCUGUUUGUGCGUAAUACAGACAACUGACUCUUUCCUUCUGUUUUCAGAUCUUCUGUGCUCAGAUAUCAGCCUCUGCUGAAGUGUCAGUCUUGUGUUCAUAUCUCUGAUCCAGAUCAGUGGGAUCAGAUUGAGCCGUCGCUCUGCACAGAUCAAGGAGUGUCAAAGUUCAGGGUUAGCACUGGACCGGGGCGUUACGAGUGUGUCAGGUCCAGGAUGAGAUGGGUCUGUGAUGGGGACGUCACUCUUCAGUAUCACACCGUAGACGGACGGUUCCUCAACACAGAGCUGGAGAGACUGCAGUGCAACCGAAUCGCUCCGGUGAUGGACGUGACGGUGAUCUCAGGGAAACUGGAGGAAGUUCAUCUGCCACAUUACAUCUGUUUAGGAGAGUCUGAAGCUUCCCUCAGAGAUGCUGUGAACGUCCUCAGUGUAAAAGAUGAGGGAAUAACCACAGAACCUGUGGAGCUGACACGAUUCCAUGCUAAGAUUGUCCAACCAUCCUUCUCUAUUAAAACAUUAAUUAUAAGAUGGAUACUGCAAUGGGACGAACACUGUGAUCUUCUUCUCUACAGGCGCUCUAAAGCUCCUCUUAUUCUACAUGUCUACUUCUUUCCAGUUGAUGAUUGUGCAAAAGAAAAAGUUGAGAAGAUUGAAAAAUCGAGCUCUGAUCAGAUUUGGCAUCCCAGACCUGACAAAGCGCUUCGGAUGGAAACUCCACACAGUCUCGUUGUUCCUGGUGCCUCUGUCCAUCCCAGAGAAGGGAUUACACUCAGAAGACAAACUGACCCAAACUUCUUCAAGAUCAUGAUCAAGACACGUCUGAAGAAAAAUCUUCAAAUGAAACUUAUUAGAGAGGAGGACAAGAAGAUUGUCUGGACUGCAACUCUUCAGAAAGAGGAACUUGAUCAGAUUCGUACACAGCGAGACGAGACACGUCCACAGAGAGAUGAGACACGUCUGAAGAGUGAGGCAGAUAAAGCAAGAUAUUUUGAUGACCACUGGUCAGAUCUCAUUCAGAGAGUUACAAAUGUCGAGAUCAUUGCAGAUAAACUGCGUCAGCAGCAACUCAUUCAUGAGGAACAAUAUUCAGAAAUCAUAAAGAGUGCAACCAGUCAGGACGGCAUGAGAACGAUCUGUGAGAUCAUUCGUAAACACGGUGAUGCUGUGAAAGCUAAACUCAUCUCAAUUCUUCAGGAAAAGAACUUUUCCACUUUUAACAUCGUCUGAUUCUACAUUUAGAG